Molecule: messenger RNA, 606 nt
Organism: Lachancea meyersii CBS 8951
Lineage: Eukaryota; Fungi; Ascomycota; Saccharomycetes; Saccharomycetales; Saccharomycetaceae
Source: the annotation of a GenBank genome assembly
AUGACAGAGGGUGUCCGGAUACGGUAUACCAGACUCAAUCAGGUUUGUCGAAAGGCCUUACAACAAUCGGUAACUAAAAUCCAAAAUUGGGAGAAGCUGGCUUCUUGUUUCCCAACCUACACCGCUACUGACGCUGGAACGAGAAAUCUAAAUACAUGUCAGAAACAAGUGGUUGAGUUCUGGAUGGAACUUUCAAAAAGAGAAUUUGACGAGAUUUUCAGGGAACGAGAUAUCGAACGCAAGUUGAAUGAACUCGACGACUUGAUUUCUCGCGCCAAAACUGUGCAAAAGGGCCUACACGAAGAACAUACAGAUUUGCCCUGUAUUGACGAACUGACGCCAGAACAGCUUAUAAGUGGCAACAUACACGAUGCACGAACGAAACUAAUAGGGCAGCUGGGUGAUAGAGUCACAAAAGUUUCGAAUAUCAAUGGGGACUUGGAGCUCGAGCUACAAAAAAUCAAAGUGCUUCUUGACAAUGAGUCUCAGCAGCUAGAGGAGAUCUUAGACAGGAACAUGGGUCACGACUCAGAUACUUCAGAUGAAAUGUUGCAGCGAGGCUUGCGCGACAUGCUUUUAGAGCUACGGGAAGAACAGGAAGUGUGA